Molecule: messenger RNA, 499 nt
Organism: Dioscorea cayenensis subsp. rotundata (Guinea yam)
Lineage: Eukaryota; Viridiplantae; Streptophyta; Magnoliopsida; Dioscoreales; Dioscoreaceae
Exons: 4
Coding region: 89-499 (136 amino acids)
Source: RefSeq, a predicted model, not a curated record
AUAUAGAGUUCAUAAACUGUCUUGUCUUGUUACUGCCACUGCUUAAUUUCUGGGCUGGUUCCAAAGGUGCCAUUGCCAUGAGCUUGAAAUGCUGCAGUAUGGUAUGGAUCAUGUUGGAAGGAAGAUUGAUGAUGUAGGAAAAACUCACACAAUGGCUCCAUUGCCUCAGUUGGCUCAUGAGCCCAAUGGUAGUCUGAAAUUGGUGAAUGGGCAUAGUGCAAGAAGCCCUCUUGUAUUCUCAGAACACUUAUUGACUGAAGAAAUAGUUAUUGCUGUUGAUGUUGAUGAAGUUCUUGGGAGCUUUCUUCCAGCUGUGAACAAAUUCAUCGCGGAUCGCUACUCUUUGAAUCACUCAUUAGCAGACUAUUUUGUCUACGAGUUCUAUAAGAUUUGGAAUUGUUCUCCAGCUGAAGUUACUUCAAAAUGGGAAUCCAUCCUAUACCAGGCGCAAAGCGUAUUCUUCAGAGUUUAUCCUUGUUUUGUAAUUUCUAUGUUGUAA